Capronia coronata CBS 617.96 is the source of this 1224-nucleotide messenger RNA. RefSeq lists its product as uncharacterized. The transcript is spliced from 3 exons. The record is from RefSeq and is a predicted model, not a curated record. NCBI's taxonomy places the organism in Eukaryota, Fungi, Ascomycota, Eurotiomycetes, Chaetothyriales, Herpotrichiellaceae. Bases 1 to 1224 code for a protein of 407 amino acids.
AUGCUUGAGCAGGAUCCCACUCACGAGGUGUCGCAGACUCCGGUCGAGGAUAAGAUCAAAUCAUUGGAAGCCAAAAUAGCGGAGCUAGAAUCCUAUUACCACAAGCUCAAACCACAGGCGCUCCCCGACGGUAGUGCAAAAGGCGACACAGACAAAGGCGACAAAGUAGAGAAAGGGAAGAAGGCAGAUGAAGAGGGCAAAUAUGGUGAACGCAACGAGCAACCACCCACUUCUCGUGCUCGAGUUGUGGUGAACAAAUUGGACACCGAGUCAGGCACAAGGCAAGAUAUCCCGGCUGCUGAGGCCGCUACGCCGCUCAAAGGCAACGAACUGGAGAGCAAAUUCGCUUUCCAGUUGAGAAAAUACCUCUAUCCUGACGACGACGACGAAGGCGAGGUUGAGAUCUUCAACCCGGACCUGCGCCUCCUUCUUAAAAGCCUUCUCAAGCAUUAUCCUUACCACCAUUUCCUAGGAGAAACCGUGUCUCUGAGCUCUCCUUACGAAUGCCUCGUCCUCAACUGGGACCUCCUGGUGACCGAGGCGAACAAGGAAGGUAAGAAUGAGAAAGACCAGGUGGCUCGGGACGACCUCAAACUCCUCCUGCAUACCAUCAAGGAAGGCUCGGGCGACGAGAAGCUAGAUGACUACUUCAAAAUCCGAGAAACCCUGAAAGCCUCGCGCAGCAUCACCUACCAGAAUCUGUGGACCAUCUUCCCACCGGGCACGCUGGUGUACAGUCGCCAGUUUCUCAAGUACGACCAAAUCUUUAUUGUGCAGGAUAAUGCGCGCAUAUGGCCCCGGCAGGGGAGCCGCUCACGCUUCAGCUUGUCAUGCUGGACAUACGAUUGGAAUGGGCAAGUCUUUCAACGCCGCCCAAUCACUCUCAGCAUCGACUAUUUCGAAGGCCCCAGACCCAUCGCCUCGUUGCCAGCGCAUCCACUAGAGGACACAGAGAACGUGGAGGAAGUCAAGCAGAAGCUGAUCACCCGAGGGAACCUCUUCCGAAAGUAUUGCACUGUCCCAAAGGAAAGCCGCAUGUUCAAAUAUGCUGGAAAGUGCAUCGUGGACAGAAAAGGCUUUCGAGGGGUCAGUGCCAACCUGGAUCAUGACGACGAAGAGUAUAACAGCAACCGUGCAGACGGGCUGAGAUUGAUUUCACGGACAGAUGACAACCUGAACGACAAGAAAGGAAAGCAAUCAAUGGUAGGUCUUGGUUGGGCGUGA